AUGCCAGGAAGCGAACCAGUCACAAUCCAGCCCUCAGAGCAAGCCAAAUACCUCGGCAUUUGGCUCGACAAACAACUCAGUUUUAACGUACACCGCAAGAAGCUACUAGCUAAGGCCGCUGGCAGCUUAGAAGCCCUCCGGGGUAUCUCAGGGUCUACGUGGGGUGUAUCGCUGAUGUCUAUGCGUAAGCUCUACCAGGCUGUCAUUGUGCCGCAAGCUCUCUGGGGCAUAUCUGCAUGGUACUGCCCUGCAGCGCGCAGGAUGCCUGCCUGGGAAAUGGCCCGGCUAGUCAAUGAGCUAGUGAAAUUGCAGAAACGUGCGGCUGUUUUGAUCAGUGGCGCUUUCAAAAGCAUCUCCACGGCUGCAUUGGACAUUGAACUCUUCUUGCUUCCGAUGAAAUUACGCCUACAACAGACCAUUGAAGAAUGCGCAAUGCGCAUCCUCACCGGCCCGCAAUGGGCCUGCCCCCGAUCGGCAAAAAUGGCUAGGAAGCCGACCGAGCGACGCAUUGGAGGCUGGACCCCGCUAGAAGCAUUGGUCUGGAAGAAGGGACCCCUCAAACUCGAAUCGAGUAAUACGGACUCUGCGGAGAAAUGGGAGGAAAGAGUUGCAUUUGUACUGCCACCCUGGGAGAGACGAAUCUCGUGCUUCAUUGAACCCUCGGAGGCUGCAUUAGCAACCCAUGACACUAUUAUCCAACAGAAGAGGACACAGGAAGACACGGCUUCCUUUAUAUACACCGACGGUAGUGGCUUUGAAAGCCACAUUGGUGCAGCUGCCGUCAACAUCCAUGACGGUGAUACCGUCAUCUCCGACCGUAGAUAUCUCGGUACGGAGCGCCAGUCCACGGUGUAUGCUGCCGAGCUCAGCGGCAUCGAAAUGGCAUUGGACAGGGCCAUUAGCGACAACAAGGGAACACCAACAUCCACAAAGGCUCGGGAGGUGAUCAUUCUCUCCGACAGCCAGGCUGCUAUUCAAGCAGUCCAGAACCCACAACGACCGUCGGGCCAAGACGUGCUGUCACUGCUAUAUGAUCACGUACGGGUCCUACGAUCACAAUCGAUAUCUAUCACCCUCCGUUGGAUCCCCGCUCACGUCGGGGUGCCUGGCAAUGAAGCUGCCGAUGGCAAUGCGAAAUGCGCGGCACUCGAAAGUGCGGCAGGUGCGACCAGCGGAGGCGGUACCGGAACGGAUCAACCGACCAUCCGACUAGCCGCCGCGGCGAAACGGAUGGUACGGGAACGGAUCCAGGACCGCUGGAAGAAACAAUGGGAGAGCGAGAGGACUGCUCAGCCCACAAAGCGAUUAGUGAAAUGGCCGAACAAGAAGAUGCGAUUAAUGCGUAUUGCGCUGCGACACUUCUUGUAUAAGAUCAAUGAAGUGGAGUCUGACAAAUGCCCCUGUGGAGAGGGCUCUCAAACGCCGAGGCACGUCUUGCUUCAAUGCCAGACGUACGGCGCAUUGAGAAAGCGUCUAUUUGACCAGUUGCAUCGGGCAAUUGGGCCAUUUGAUAUGUUUAAUUAUGACAACAUUGUUUCGAACCCGCUGGCAACCCGCUACGUUGCUAAAUUCAUGCAUCAAACCGGUAUUCUUGCCCAGUUUCAACACGCUGAGCAAGAAGAGUCCGAUGAUGAAUCUGGAGACCACGAGGGAGGAGAGAACCUCGAUGCGCUAUUCGAAUAUACGCUGCCGGACUGGACGCUGAACAACGAUAAUCAGCAAUCGAGGCUGAAGUGA
This is a messenger RNA of Penicillium canescens, 1737 nucleotides long. RefSeq names its product ribonuclease H family protein. The transcript has 3 exons. Gene Ontology annotation, molecular function: nucleic acid binding; RNA-DNA hybrid ribonuclease activity. The record is from RefSeq and is a predicted model, not a curated record. Gene Ontology annotation, biological process: DNA replication, removal of RNA primer. Lineage: Eukaryota; Fungi; Ascomycota; Eurotiomycetes; Eurotiales; Aspergillaceae. The coding region runs from base 1 to 1737 and encodes 578 amino acids.